Molecule: messenger RNA, 1423 nt
Organism: Aureobasidium subglaciale EXF-2481
Lineage: Eukaryota; Fungi; Ascomycota; Dothideomycetes; Dothideales; Saccotheciaceae
Exons: 2
Coding region: 387-1265 (292 amino acids)
Source: RefSeq, a predicted model, not a curated record
AAAUCGCGAGGAUCUGUUUUUCACAGACCUGACUCUCAUUCGCCUCGAGCACUGGCCCAGUACUACUCGAGGCUUCGAGGCCAAGUUCGAAGGACUGCAACUGCCAUGCUACUAGAAUUCUGCAUGUCACUGUUCAUCAUCAAGAGCGUUUCGUGGCCGAAUCAUGGCACAAUUUUUCAUGACAGUCUGUCGUCGAACAAACGAGGCAGUCGCAUAAAGAAGAUUCAGUCCGAGUCAGACAGUUCAUCUGUCAAUUGACACCGACACCCAGACAGUCCGACCUAGGGUAUUGGGCACAUGGCCGCCAGAAAACAAAUUCCCAACCAGCUUUGAGCCAUAACCGAAAAGGACAACCUUUUCCUAUCGAGACCGCAAGUUUGUCUUGCAUGCCCACAGCCUCGAGCACAACGUACUUGGCACGUCAGAAUGACCGUUGCAUUCUCAAUACAUUUGGCAAGAUACUCUUAUAUCUUGGACCAAUUCGACAAUCACGACCUCUCCGCGCACGGACCGGUCGACUUUGCUCCUUCUUUCCAACGCCGCGAAGCUCUCCCCACCUUCACAUCACAACACUCCAACUUCAUUUCAUUCUCAACGUAACUGACACAACUUUCUAUCAGCACACUCCUACCACACACCUCUUGACUUGUGCCUCCUCUCUUGCCGGUGGCGAUCCCUUUACCGAACCAAACAGCGAUCACAGCAACAAGCACUUCUCAUUCUCACCAGACCCCUCAGUCUCUGAGAUCGUUCGCAACUUCAUCUGGGGUAGCAAACUCGGCCAACCAGUCCCCGCCACACUCGAAAAAGAACAAGAGUACUUAGGUCUCAUCUACAUUGGGGAACUCUACGACGAUCACAUCGAGAACAUGUCGGAUCGUCUCAUCACUCAAGCCAAUUCAAGGCUCACCAAGGCUAACCUUGUCACUCUGCUCACCAAGCAGGAGGCCUGGUCUUCACUGGACUUGGAGACGAGACGCGAGCUGUACCGCAUGCUGCCAAGUACCCUGAAGGGCGACAUGGUCGCCAUUGACCCUGACAUGCACCCCCUGAAGACUGGCUUCGCAAAGUACAUCAAGCACUUCAUCUAUGAAUGGGAGCAGGAUCUCGCCGCUGGCCGCAGAACCGCCAAGUGGCAGAGAGAAGCCAAGCAGGCCAGCGGUGAGCGCAUGGCCGGGGCAUACGACGGCUGGAAGGAGACGGAGCGCGAGGAGCACUGGGGUCAGAAGUAUGAUCGCGAGCACUACCACGCCAAGACUCUCUAAACAGGGGUGACCAUGACUGUGCAAUGAAGCAAUGAAGAUAACGACGACUAAUGACGGGUGGAAAUGGCUUUUAAUGACGAAAUUAUAAUAAUGCUUCGCUCUCUCCAAAACGUUCACUGCGCGAAUGGAAAUUAUUGUGCCUUUAUACAGCUACUUAU